Molecule: messenger RNA, 2912 nt
Organism: Aspergillus calidoustus
Lineage: Eukaryota; Fungi; Ascomycota; Eurotiomycetes; Eurotiales; Aspergillaceae
Source: the annotation of a GenBank genome assembly
CCCUUCACUUGAGUCCCUCUUCCGCUGUCAUGGAUUAUAACUGUAUGGAUAUAGAUGCCGACUACAGCGGUCAAGCGCCCACCUGGGAUACCCCCGAAUCCCUCUAUCCCCUUCCUUUCUCCUCCGAGCAGUCAUCGUAUCCUCGUCCCAACCUUGAAGGGUCAGCAUUCGCAGCUCCAUGGCCUGUUUCUUCUGCUGCAGAUAACCAUUCAUCCGGCCCAAUCAAUCCUUCGAUCUAUAAUCUUCGCCAAGCAGAAAGUAUCUUCUCGUUCGGCCCUUCCUGGGGUACACCAGCGACUUCGGUCUGCGAGGAGGAUUUUGUGUCUCAGAUUUCUCAAGAUAUUCAAGACAAGGUUGACUCGCUUGAGCGCGAUGAGCUUCAUCGGCUCCGAAAUGUUCUCCAGAGGGGUCUUACCGUAGUCGACUCUCUAUUACUGCGGACGACGCCCACAGAAGCCACCGAUAGACAGAGAUAUGCGUCCAGAAACGUCGAAUAUCGGUGCGUCUUCUGUCGGUCUAACCACACAUACAGAAGUCGCGGCACCCUUAAACGCCAUGCUAUCACAGAACAUUUUUCGGACGUCACUUAUGUCUGUCCUGUUCAAGGCUGUUCAAUGGAGACCCGGCGAAGAGACAAAUUUAAUGAGCAUCAGCGGAGAAUGCACCCCUCGUUGCAACUCAACCUGCAAGAAGCAACAAUCCGGCACCAAGUUCCCAGCAGUUGUCCCGUAUGCGAACACACAAUAACCUCGUGGGAUGAACUAUGGAAAUGCUUCGUCGACCAUUCAGAAAUACCUUUGAAUAACUCCCCGCUGCGGAGCCUAAGCACGCAUGUCCGACAACCUACAAGCUACAGCUAUGCCCCUAGAGCUCAGAUUACGCCUACACCAAUAUCCCAGCGUGCACAACAUGAACAGCCAGGAAAUGCAGAACCGGAGAGCCGAGCGCUUUUGUCAGAUGGCUCAGAAAAAUCUUUGGAGCCAGGGGCGGGCAUCACAGACUACAAGGUCUUGGCACCAUCAAAUCCUUGUCCUAUGGAGCAAGACAUGCACACACCAAAGAACAAGAUUGGCCCUCUUUCACCAAAUUCGUCAUCACCAAAGUCACUAUCAGCAGACACCGGUAUCACGACGCCGGAAGCCGCAGAAGAUCAAUCUAUAGACUCGCUCGUUCUGCGAGCUGAUUGCCUCGAUUUCAUCCUCAACCCAGCAGCACACAACGAGGCGCUUUGUGCGCUCGAGGCUGAAACGGCACGACUCUGUGGCCUUUAUAGGUCUAACAUCUGGCCAGACGUACAGUCAGGUUUAUCGAUUCGGACUAUACCUAUAGAAGAAUGCGUCGAAUUACUCAAAGGAUGUCAGGCAGCUUUCUGCCAUCUGCGUGACGAAGGCUUUUGUGGGAGACUACUCACAUUGUUCAUAGAACCCCCUUUUGGAGCAGAUACUGCGAAAGCAGUCCACAUCACAUUGGAGGAUAUAGAAACCUUGGUCAUGCGACUUUCAGCCAACAAGGAGCGGAAACUGGAUCCCUCAAGUCUUGAGAUAGCCAAUAAGUUAACGAAAAAGCUCCGACCCCUAAGCAGUUUGCUUUUGGACAAUAGUGACCCAUCCCCAUACCUCAGCUUCCUGUAUCGAGCGCUAUCUCUCAGCAUCGUUUCCUUCGCUGGCUCGCAUGCAAGCGCGUUUGAUGUCAUCAGCUGGAAUUUAGAAAAGAACAUUAUUCCUGUGGGGCUUGGGUAUAGCUUUGCUCGACGGCGGUUAGCAUGCCUGAGCAAAUUUGUGGGUGGGCCUGUGUGGACACUUGGGAAAGACUCACGCACACAGGAUGAUCUUGGACUUGCCCUUUCGAUGAACCUUCAAGAUCUCCAGCAACUUUGGGGUCCGGUAUGGAUGGUCGGAGGAACCGAGGAAGCAGCUCCAAUCAUUCGAACAGAAAGAGGGUACAUCACUCCUCGCCUAGCGUCCAACCCCACAAACUAUACUUCAGGCGAUGUUGUAUGCCACUGGUCGAAAGACCUUCCAGAGCCCUACUUACCCGGUCAACUUGCUCAAAGUCACAUAUUGAUCCAUAAAUCAUCGCGGUUGUUGGUUGGGGCCAACGAUGGCGCCAAAAGUCUGGAGCUCAUAGUCAACAAGGAAUGCAAAGCCGAUGUCAAUAUGAUACAACAGCAGGUUGUCUCUGAGCUCAAGUUUCCCGGUACCUGCAAGGCCUAUUAUAUUGGGGACGGGUACGAAGUCAGUCUUAGUGGAGGAUAUCAAGUCAAUGCAGGAUUCGUCAAGAGGUGGAAACGGAUGCCUGCACGGACAUAUAGGUCUACGCUCCUUGCGUACUGUACGAGUCCGGGUGCUGAGAUUCUGCCAAUUCUGAAGCUCGAUGUUGGGCUGGAAGUGAGCAUAUGUACCGGUAAUAGCAGGCGUGUUAGUCUUUGGGACGCUAUUCAACUCUCACAGGCGAAACAGGAAGGGGUAGGAUGCGAGUACAAGCAGGUGCUCUGCUGCCACCCUGUUGGGAGCAUAGAGUGCAUAAGCAACUGCUGGAAUUGGGCUGCCCGUGGGGAGAUUGACAGGACCUUGGACUUACCAGGAGACCACGAGGACUUCAAUCGUGCCAGCGCUCGGCGCAAAUUGAUCAAUGCCAUCCUUGCGCUUGAACACACUGGCAUCAAUCACCAAGGACAGCUGCAGGCUUUAUGGCCAUUUUCCGGAUGCCCCCAGGUUCUUCACAUACCUUCUAGCACCAAGAGACAGAAGCACAGCUGGAUAAGUCUCGUCAAGGACACAACCGACUCUUCAACUUUUGCAGUUCUGAGUCAGCGAUGUCUUGAGUUGAGAUAUCCCCCUUCGAAUUCUUUUGCACUCGAGUCUUCCCAUGCCCAUCUGACGCAGCAGAGUUCAAGCACGCCAAGUAUCUAA